Aphanomyces astaci is the source of this 728-nucleotide messenger RNA. RefSeq lists its product as hypothetical. The record is from RefSeq and is a predicted model, not a curated record. The transcript has a single exon. The coding region runs from base 158 to 649 and encodes 163 amino acids. NCBI's taxonomy places the organism in Eukaryota, Oomycota, Saprolegniomycetes, Saprolegniales, Verrucalvaceae.
AAGCCGCGCUGCUGAGUGGCAGGAUUUACGACAGCAGCGUGGCUAACCAUAUGGCUACCCCUGCGUUUUUGCCAAGGCUGUAUAGCCGAUGUUCCAGAACUCAUUGUUCAAUUUGCAUUGACUCCCCCAAACCACCAACAAACCAACGCCAACCACGAUGAAGUGUGUUCCUGAACUGCCUUACGACGUCGAACCCAAGGUCAUGACGUUUGCGCUCAAGUUUCUCAAUUCGGCGCCCAAAGAAAAGCUCAUUGCCGAGCUGGACCUCGCCGACGCUGUCGCCAACAAGAUCAUCGACCAGCGCGACUUUGGCGGGUACAAGAACUUGGACGACAUUUUUGAAAAGAAACUGUUGCGCAAGAAGAAGUUCAACACGUUUCGAGACCGCCUGCUAACGUUCGCUAAGGAGAACAAGCCGUCGGACAAACCCGCCGACGACGACAACAACGCGCCCAAGAAGGGCAAAAAGAAGGGCAGCGCGGCGGCCGCUGCCCAGGCGGAAGCGCUGUUGCUGCUGCAAAAGGCUGAAAGGCCAGUGUUCAAGGAAUCCGAGCCAUUGCGCCUCCGCUUUGGAUAUUUAUUGGCGCAACCCAAGCCCGUCAUCGAUGUCGUGGCCGUCGAGUUGGCCCAACCCGUUAGUGUAGCAUAGUAUUUAGAUCCAAGGGAGAGAGAGCUGUUUUGGCUCUGCUUGUAUCCGUCGUAAUGAAUGCGAUCGUCUUCCUGACAUA